UUAUCUACGUACGGAUAUGAGUGAAAAUAGUCCUUAUCCUCUUGCUUUAACAUCCAAACAUCCGUCCUGAUCCCCAAAACCUACUACCCAUACUAUCGGUAUCUCUUUUCGGAGAAUCACAGCUGCAUUCAUUGACACUUGAUCGUGACAUGUGAUUGUACCCCGGAUUUCAUGCCGAGUACGGUUUGGCAACACUUCAUUCCUUCUAUUGUUUCAAUUGUAGAUCUGGAGUCAAUCAAUAACUUUUCUACUCUACUUCAUCUCAGAUCAUUCUCUCUAUCAUUGUUGCAAUCAACUACGGUCUAUUACAUUCAUACUUCCCUUUUUGGAAGUGUUCAACGGCAGCCCGUUGAUCCUCCUCCACCAUUUCCUUCUCUCACAUAGCCUGUUAUCAGAAAUGACGUUGUGAAUACUAGGUAAAUGGCUGCGUUCGUAUGUUACCCAACUUCUGCCCCAUGCUUAGCUUUUCCCAACAAUCCAUCCCUCAAGAUCCCCAGCACAAUUAACUGGAUCAAUAGGAUACUCCUUGGUUGGAUCAAAUGUCUGGUACUCCAACUUCAAGAAAAGAUAGCCAUGGCGGAUCCUUAACUCCUACUGAUCCCAACCCUCCGACAAUAGCUGCAUUCUCUCCAGUCACUCUAUCACAUGCCUCGUCUGCCAAUAAGCAGAGAUCUACUAUACUCGUUCAUCAAAAGUCCCCCUUAUUGCUAGCGACUCCUCCGCAAAUUACGAGAGCUUUAGCAUAUUCGCAUCCUUUCCUAUUACCUCUCAAUAAACUUGCAGGAUUAAUAACAUGGACGAGUGGAGAUCCUUGGGAGAGCUUCUUGCUAGUCGCUAGUUUUUGGGCAUUCGUACUAUACGGAGAUGUUGUAAUGCGAUAUGCUGGACCUUUGGUGGUGGUUAUUGGUUUAAUAUUGGGGAUGUACUCGAGACGAUAUUCUCCUUUAUCAUCAACUAGCUGGACAGGAGAGAAACAGAAGAAAGGUCAUAAAAGGGUCGAGUCGGAGAUGACGAAUACCAAGCAUCAGAAAACUUUGGAUGAGAUCGUGGAGACAUUGAAGAUAUUUACGUCAAGAUGCAAUGUACUUUUGGAUCCUCUAUUACAAUUGACGGAUUUUCUAUCAACCCAACGAACUGCGACCUCUGCUACAACUCGACCAGCACUUACAACGCUUUUGAUACGGAUCCUUCUUGUCACACCCAUAUGGAUCAUUUUGACUCUCCCACCUAUACAAGUCAUCACCACAAGACGUAUUGCUUUGGUAACAGGGACAAUCUUCUUGACUUGGCAUUCUCGACCGAAUCGAAUAGCCAGAACGAUCCUAUGGAGAUCAUCUCUCGUUCGCCGCAUAUGUACUGCCAUAACUGGCCUACAUUUGACAGAUGAGCUAUCGCCAGCCACCAGUGGAAACGAUGGCAAACCUCCUCUACCACCGCGCACAUCCUCCUCCGCUGACGCAACUCUAGCAGCAGAUGCAGCUAUCAAGAGAAGACAAGAAGCACCGGGGGUAAAAUUUACAUUCAUUAUAUAUGAAAACCAGCGCAGAUGGGUUGGACUAGGAUGGACAACUUCACUAUUUGCUUAUGAGAGAUCUGCUUGGACAGACGAACACCUCAAUCCCGUUCCUCCAAAAGAAGAGUUUGAAUUACCAGAUGUAGAGGGUGGCGGGGCGAGAUGGAGAUGGGUUAAAGGUAGUCGCUGGCGUGUUGAAGGAGCCGCCGAGCAUGAUGAAGGCGGCUCUAACCCGAAGGCUGAGAGUGAUGGAGGGGCGGGGUGGAUAUAUUAUGACAACAAAGUACUUAUUAUUCAUAUCCCUCGAACAACCAAUGUACAUAGAGCUAACCUCCUACAGUGGCAAAAUGGUCGUCGUGGGCAAGACGGAUGGGGAAAGUAUACACGCCGAAGGAAAUGGUACCGUGACGCCGAGCUUGUCGAAGUCACAUCUAGCACAGAAAUAACGCCCUCCCCAACUCCAACUCAAGCAUCUGCAAGCAUAGAUUCAAACUCUGUUCGCACGCGACUCUCAUCACUCUCAGCUUCGAGAUCGAGGAGUCCGCCUCCGUAUUCAGAUCGUGAUGAUGCCAGUUUGACCAGUAAUAGGAGUGGGCGAUUCAGUAGCAAGAAAAGUAGCUUGAAGAAGGAAAGGUUGGAAAGGGGAAGUAGGAAGAGUAGCAUGAGUUUGCAAUCGGAAGUGGACGACGAAAGGCCGUUUACGAGGCCUGGGGCAACGGAUUGGGGCAUCAGUGAUGAUGCCAGAAUGGGCUUGGAGUAGGUGAGUUGGCCGGGCUUUUGGGAUUGGAAUUGGGCUUGGAGCAAAUAUGGUGUUCGGCAUAGUAGGGGAAACUCGGUUUUGUCAUGGGCGGUUAAGGAGGUAUUAUACCAUAUUGUGUGAACUGUCACCAUUUGUAGAACGCCAAACCGAUUUUGUAUAUUUAAUACGUGCGACAUGAAAUUUGUAAAGUAAUUGCACAUGAUUUGAAAC
Molecule: messenger RNA, 2483 nt
Organism: Sclerotinia trifoliorum
Lineage: Eukaryota; Fungi; Ascomycota; Leotiomycetes; Helotiales; Sclerotiniaceae
Source: the annotation of a GenBank genome assembly